AUGUCGGUCGUUCCGGUGAAUCCCCAACCUUUCCUCAAUGACCUCACUGGACAGGAGGUACUGGUUCGUCUGAAGUGGGCAACACUCGAGCUGAAGGGCCGCUUACAGAGUGUUGAUACUUUCAUGAAUCUCAGACUGGACCACUGUGAAGAGUGGCAGAGUGGUAACUUCAAAGGAGCCCUCGGAGACGUUCUUAUACGGUGUAACAACGUCCUGUAUGUGCGAGCAGCGAGCUCUAGUGGAGCAGGGGAAGAGCUGGAAGACUGA
Molecule: messenger RNA, 267 nt
Organism: Perkinsus marinus ATCC 50983
Lineage: Eukaryota; Perkinsozoa; Perkinsida; Perkinsidae
Product: small nuclear ribonucleoprotein F, putative
Exons: 4
Coding region: 1-267 (88 amino acids)
Biological process (GO): spliceosomal snRNP assembly; mRNA splicing, via spliceosome
Cellular component (GO): U1 snRNP; catalytic step 2 spliceosome
Molecular function (GO): RNA binding
Source: RefSeq, a predicted model, not a curated record